This is a messenger RNA of Urocitellus parryii (Arctic ground squirrel), 939 nucleotides long. RefSeq names its product olfactory receptor 2L13-like. Gene Ontology annotation, cellular component: membrane. The record is from RefSeq and is a predicted model, not a curated record. Gene Ontology annotation, molecular function: olfactory receptor activity; G protein-coupled receptor activity. Lineage: Eukaryota; Metazoa; Chordata; Mammalia; Rodentia; Sciuridae. Gene Ontology annotation, biological process: G protein-coupled receptor signaling pathway.
AUGGAGAAAUGGAACCAAACUUCAAAUGAUUUCAUUUUGUUGGGGCUGUUACCCCAAAACCAAACUGGCCUACUUCUCUUGCUCCUGAUCAUCUYUGUGUUUGUUCUCGCCUGUUUGGGGAACUCAGGGAUGACUGCCCUCAUCUUCUUGGACCCCCGGCUCCACACCCCCAUGUACUUUCUCCUCAGCCAGCUCUCCCUCAUGGACUUAAUGUACAUCUCCACCACAGUCCCCAAAAUGGUGUACAACUUCCUCUCUGGCCAGACAAGUAUCUCCUUUUUCAGUUGUGGUGUACAAAGCUUCUUCUUUGUGACACUGGCAUGUUCUGAAGGCUUACUCCUGGCUUCCAUGGCCUAUGACCGCUUUGUGGCCAUCUGUCAUCCCCUCCAUUAUCACAUACAUAUGAGCAAAAGAAUGUGUGUGAAGAUGAUCCUUGGGUCCUGGACACUAGGUUCCUUCAAUGGCCUAGUACACACUGUGUAUGUUCUUCAUCUUCCAUACUGCAGGACCAGGACCAUCAAUCACUUCUACUGUGACAUCCCAGCCAUGUUGCUUCUUGUCUGUACAGACACCUCGGUCUAUGAGUAUGUGAUUUUUUUUAGUGCAGUCCUGAUUCUCCUCCUUCCUUUCCUUGGCAUCACUUUGUCCUAUGGACGGGUCAUUUUUUCUGUCUUCCACAUGCGCUCAAAAGAGGGGAGAAGAAAGGCCUUCACCACRUGCUCCACACAUUUAACUGUGGUGACAUUUUACUAUGCUCCUUUUGUCUACACUUAUCUCCGUCCGAAGAAUGUACGCUCACCAGAAGAAGAUAAGAACCUGGCUGUCUUCUACACCAUCCUCACCCCCAUGCUCAAUCCCAUCAUCUACAGCCUGAGGAACAAGGAGKUGCUGGGGAACAUGAGAAGAGUGUGUGGGAUGAUCUCCCCCAGGAAGAAGUGA